AUGCCUAGAGGAAGAGGAAAACAAAGCCACGCCAGCACAUACGGUCGAUCCCUGGAGUCUAACGGACGCAGCAAGGCACCACAAGCUGCUGCGCAUCGCCGGGGUGGUACACAUAAAGUGCGCGAUUCAGACAGGACGAAUUCUAUAUAUGAUGCCUACAACUACAAAGAGCUGCUCGAUGCAGCGAAAGAGCGCGGUGUAUACCGCAAGGACAUGAAGAAGGCAGAAAUGGCGUGGGCGUUGAAGCGAAACGAUGGAGACAAGAAACGCGCUGAACGCGAAAACCUAAAUGCACUCCGCAAGAAGCAAAAGGAAGCGAAGAGGGCACAGGAACGUAUCGUUGCAGAACAGAAGGCGUUCAUCAAAGCUAAACUCCAAAGGAAGGUCGAGAAGAUGCGGAAAAAAGAGCGAGCUGAAAGUGUCAGUGACGAUACCCAGAGUGAAAAUGAGAUAGAAGCCCAGCAAAACCUUCCAGAUGAGUAUAUGGGCGAGGCUAUAGGAUACGCACUCAGCGUCUCGUCCUGGGAUAGCACUUCGACGGAAUCAGUUCCCGACCCCACCAAUCACCACCUCAUACCAUCCUGUAAACUACAACUCUUGGAAUGGCCACACGAAAUCAUGCCACCUGUCAUCCCGUCUCGUUAUCUCUGUCACGUCCCCGCUCUCCGACCUACAAGAAAACUCUAUACCCCACUCAAGAUCAUCACAAUAACAAGCAAGCAGAAACUCUGCCUCCCAGGGCUCAAAUACCCUCCAACCGUAGACCCGGACUUUGUCCCCCUUCUCCCUGACUCUGUGCGCGCCGCAGCCCACGACGGGCGUUUAGAAGGCAUACUGCGCAACGCUAUUAUUGAAACAGGUGAAGAGUGGGCUUCUCGGACCCUUGUGCAAGGAGAUAAUGCUACCCUGUAUUUUCAUCUUGGCAACGCUAGUAACCCAGCAAAAAGCCUUGCUGAUGUAUACGGCAAAUGGAGUAUGGAAGAGAGAAGAGCGAGACGCGUAGAUAGGACGUGUGAAGCGUAUCGUGGGGCGAAGGAGGAGAGGAAGAAGAAGAGAAAGAGGAUCAAGGGGAGGUUGGUGGCUGAAGUGUAUGACACCUGCAAGUGGAGGCCACGGGCUGUGGGUUACGUACCUGCGUAUCUGGACUUUGGGCUUAGGGAAAUACGUGAGGAUGAGAAAAAGCUGAGAAACUUGCGGUAUGUGAGGUUCAAUAGUUGCGAUGUGCCGCAUUAUUGUUUUUGGGUACGACAUACGAAAGAAGGCGAUGAGAAAGAAGCAGACGAGAAGGAAGUAGACUGGAAGGAAGUAGAUGAUGGUGUGGAGAGUGUGUGUUCUGAUGAAGAGGAGGAAAUAAGUUACCCUCGAUGCUUUAUUGCAACAAGGACAGUUGGUAACGAGCACAAUUCCGGAGUCUAUUUUGCAAGGAAACAACCAUGCACGCCUUGCAUCCAUCCUGACGGCCAUCUGGCUGAUGAAAGCGAGUCUUCCGGAGAUUGCGAAACUGAGAUCUCACUGGAUGAGGCUGACACUGAAUUGAAGGGUGGAGCAUUGUGUCGCAGGGCCAGUACUGCUGCACUCAUUCUUAACCCGCAAGUGGAAAACCGCCAGUCAAUCAUGAAAUGGCUAGAGCAAAUUAGCCCCAGUUUCAACGAGCCGCCGCUGCCACUAAAUCCACCGGAGCCUUUUGUUACCAUCACGCCGCGUGCUGAUGGGAUAGAGGAUCAGAAAGAAGCCCUUGCACGCGUACCAAGCGCGAGAUAG
Molecule: messenger RNA, 1761 nt
Organism: Bipolaris zeicola 26-R-13
Lineage: Eukaryota; Fungi; Ascomycota; Dothideomycetes; Pleosporales; Pleosporaceae
Exons: 1
Coding region: 1-1761 (586 amino acids)
Source: RefSeq, a predicted model, not a curated record